Messenger RNA from Eleginops maclovinus (Patagonian blennie), 1398 nucleotides. Its product is annotated as RPA-related protein RADX-like. NCBI's taxonomy places the organism in Eukaryota, Metazoa, Chordata, Actinopteri, Perciformes, Eleginopidae. The record is from RefSeq and is a predicted model, not a curated record. Gene Ontology annotation, molecular function: single-stranded DNA binding. Gene Ontology annotation, cellular component: replication fork. Gene Ontology annotation, biological process: regulation of DNA repair.
AUGCACCGCGUUGUUAUUGUUGUGUUGCUGUCCAUGAUGGCGGCUGCGGACUGCGCCUUCCUCAGAACCCUGACCCGGUUCACACCAGAACCACGACCAGGAUCCAGAGACAGGACUCGUGAGGCGCCCCCCCACUCGGUCUGCAGGGACUUCCUGUUUGUUCUGGAGCUGCGGCGCUACAGCCGAGACCUUGGCUCCGCCGUCCUCUUCCCCCACCACCUGCUGCAGGGGCCGGACCUGUACGACGUGGUCCUGUCUGACGGGGACUGUCGGCUGAGGGUCUCUCUGGACCCGGGUCUGAACCAGCUGGUGGAGAGGAGGGUUCUGCGGGUCGGAGCGGUGCUGAGGAACGCAGCCUUCAGCCCCGCCAUCAGCGCACAAAUCCCAGCAUGCAGCGGGGCGGACGCACUCUCAGACAGCUUCAGGCUUGUGCGUGUGGAGGUUUCUGAUUGGACGGAGGUCCCGGGGCCCGACCCCGCCUCUCUGCCCUGGUUCGGAUCCUCCGAGCCUCAAGGUGAGAGGGAAACGCCCCCAGGUGCCGUGUGUCCUCUGGGAGCCAAUAGGAGCGUCUUCCUGCCGCUGUGGAACAACGUGGACUAUAGUGGGGAGGAGUGGAGGGAUGCCCCGCCCCCCGAGGAAGAGGAGGAGGAGGAGGAAGAAGAGGAAGCGCGGCGUCCCACUGUCUCCGUCUCUGAGUUGAGGGACAGCUUCCUGAUUGGUCGCCGGGGCGUCGCCAAGGGCACCGUGCAGCAACAGCUGAUCAUACGCAUCAUCAACAAGUCACACUUGAUGUAUUAUGGGAAACCAGAGAACAGCUGCGAGUGUCCUUAUAAGGUGGUGUUGGAGGUGUGUGACCUGACAGGAAGUGUGUGUGUGGUGUUGUGGAACAGUGUGUGUGUCCGCUGGUAUUGCCACCUGAAGUCUGGUGACAUCAUUAGCCUGCGACGCUUCCGAGUCAAACGCCACUAUCAAGCCGAGCCCGAGGACAUCGAGAUCAGUGUGAACAGCAGGAACCCUGCUGCUCAGAUCUGCGUUCUCCCAGAAUCCUCUGUUUCUGCUGAACACCUGCCGCCUGCAGAAACAUACAGCUUCUGCAACAGCAAGGAGCUCAGUGGUUGCCCUCACGGCACUGUCUGUGACGUCAUUGGUCUCCUUACGUUCACCGGGCGACGGGAGCGAAUCAGGAGCGGUGAAGGUAGCAGAGGGGCGGGGCUUCAGGAAUACCUCUGGCUGCGAUUGGAGGACGGCAACAGCAAGCAGCCAAUCAUGGUGAAGCUCUUCUCCACGUCCCAGCCCGGGUCCCACGACAAGCUCCACCCAAAGGAUUGGUGGAUUUUGUAGCGUCACUGGAUGCAGUUCUACAUGAUCACCUGCAGACUGCCACUGUGUUUAAGGGAA